UCUCUCGAACGAAAGUCGAUCACGCGGAAAGAAAGCCAAUCGAUCGUGAAUAUUAUUGUGUGUCAGGUUGGGGAAGAAUUUCUCCGCCAGCUUUGAUCGCGUUGGUCGUGAGUUUUGUUCGCGCGUGGACACCUGCGGCACCUGUUGGCCUCGGCAGGUGAACGUCGUGAAAAGAGGACCUACGAUAACCGUUAGAAUCGCGUCAUUUUGCUGUGGUUUUGGAAUUCAAGUGUGUUUGUGUGUUUGUUGUGUUUACCCCCAAACCAAAGUGAGAGAAACCGUCCACGUGUGACCUUUCCACCGAGUUUGGUGUUUUUAUUUAUCAUAAUUGUUGAACCUGACCGCAACCGUGACAAAAGUCGCGUGAAUUAAAAGGCAGCCACAACAGCAGCAGCAUCAGUUCAAAAUAUUUACCAUCAAACACGACAAGCGUGAACAAACGGUGAAGGUCACCGGUGGCUUAAGCCGCGUAGUGACGGUGUUUUGUUUUGCAAACGGUUGAGCCGGGGUGGCUCUCGCUCGCUGUCUCCUGCCGAGAGAAUGUGUUUGUGAGCAAAAAGCUGAUUCUAUAGCGUGUGUGUGCUAACCGGUGUUCUACUGCAAUGUGAUAAUGAAGCACGGCCACCACGCGCCGCCGCCGCCGUUCUGGUCAACCGAUCAUCAGCACAAAUCUGCACGCUAGGUGUUGGCCAUCAUCGUCCGAGACAGGUGAAAGAAUGUCCAGUGUGGAAUGGAAUGUUGUCAUAGUUUAGCACCGGUGUCGUGAUUAGCCAAGCAGAAAUUGCGACCGCCGUCGUCGCGGACUCAACCGCAUUCCCAGCUGCACUCCGGUCAACUGUGCGGGGCUGGCUAUAGGAGAUUAAUUGUCCAGCAAACACGUGGAACCGCCAAGAAGAGGCUCGGUGUACAAUUAUUGUAAUCCACCGGAAGUCGUGGAAGUUACAAAGUUUUGGGACCACAAACGUGCAAUUAUAGUGUGUAAGGAAUGGCAUGUUCCUGCUGUUCUCGUGGUGACGGUAGUGGUACUGGGGAUGGCAGCAGUGGGACAACACGUGGCGAAAAUGGAACCCGCUACCCCUACAGCCAGGACGGAGGAAAUGUAACAGAAAAGCACUACGGCUGCUACAAGGUGGGCAUCCUGUUUUCGGUCAUCAUCAUCCUGCUGCUGCUGGUGGGGUGCGUUCCGGUGUUCUUCCUAACCCACAACAACAACCUGAUUCUGCUGAUCCUGCUGGUGACGCUAAUUCUGAUCGGAUUCGUAACGUACGCGUACUUCCGGUGGCAGCACCGGCGCGCUCUGCAGAUGCGACGCAGCUACGAGGCGCAGAAGAUGAACCUGACGCGGGGACCAAAGGUGGCGCUGGCCACCAAUGGGAAGCGGCCGGAACUGGCGGUGGGGCAUAAGCAGGCCGUCACCUCCACCCCCAUCACCGCUAAACCGAUCGCCAAAGCCGAGCUGGACCUGGCAAAAACGACGACAAAUCAACCGCGCUAUUCGUUCAUUUGAAUUAUGGCAGCCACGUGGCACACAUCCACGUGGGAUACAUCCCACCACCACGUGGUGUUUCGAAGUGGUUGACAAUAAAUAACAGCACCCACCCACCCUUCCAAUCACAAUCGACGUCAUCAACCGAUGAUCGGCGGGAGGUCAACUGGAACCACCUGGGCAACCACCCACGCGCCCACAUCAAAUGGCGCUAAUAAAAAGAGAGAGGAGAGCACACGAAUCAAACGCAAAUCAAUUAGCAGUUGGAGGAAAGCCACAAUUCAAUUACUAUUCACAUAAUUAUCCCGAUUUCAGUGUGUAGCAACAGCGAAAAAAAAAACAUUCCAACAUUUACGCACAUUCCAACGCAACCAGUUGUAAUUGAGUUUUCACUCGGAUCGAAAUCAAACGCAUAAAUUUUUGCGUUUGCCAGCCGCGAAAACCUCAAUCAAUCAAAUCAGUCAGCGGAAGGGUACGGGUCAAUUCGAACGAAGAAUGCAUGUUAGCGACCAUUUGCGAAGGUAUUUCGCGAGAUCUGAUCGAAAUUAAUGAAAUAGUUAUGGAGUGCAUUUUAUGGUUAUUAAUAAGUAAGGUAUAAAUAUUUAAAUGCAGUUGUUAAUUUUUUUUAAUGAAAAUAUGUUUAAAAAUAAAUAAAACAUGGUUUUAUAGUAAUAUAAA
Messenger RNA from Culex pipiens pallens (northern house mosquito), 2164 nucleotides. RefSeq lists its product as uncharacterized. Lineage: Eukaryota; Metazoa; Arthropoda; Insecta; Diptera; Culicidae. The record is from RefSeq and is a predicted model, not a curated record. The transcript is spliced from 4 exons. The coding region runs from base 986 to 1507 and encodes 173 amino acids.